AUGCCACCAAAUUUACGAAAGAUGUCACUAAAUAAUCGUGAUUAUUCUUUCAAAAAUUUAAAAUUUAAACGUUUCUUACAUUUCAUCAAUAAUAAAAAUAAAGAUGUUAUUGGUGAAAAUCAUACGAGCACGAGAAAAUUUGAUAGCGAAAAUGAAAGGAUUAUUAAUAGAGGUUUCACAGCACUCUUUGAUCCUAAUAUAGAAACCGAAGAUAUCAAAGCAAAUGUGCUACAUUCGGUAACUAAAAAGGUAUGGGGAGGAAAUUUUUCUUCACCGAUUGAAAAUAGAUUAAUUAAAGGCGUUAGAGUACUUGAUGUUUGCUGCGGGCCUGGCUAUUGGGUAUUAGACAUGGCAAAAACUUAUCCAAAGAGCACAUUCAUAGGAAUGGAUAUUUCACCAACAUUCUCUGAAAGAGAAAAAAUGACUAAUGUAGCGUUUUUGGAGUGUAAUGUACAUGAUGGUUUGCCUUGGCCAAAUGAUACAUUUGAUUUCGUUUAUCAAAGAUACGCUUGGGCAAGUUAUAAUGAAGUCCAAUGGAAAAAUAUCAUUUCAGAGAUCACAAGAGUUUGUAAACCAGGAGGGAUGAUAGAAUUGAUGGAAUUUGAUUGGGAAUUUAAAAACAAUAGUCCAAUUACUAUGAAUUAUCAAAAGCUUUUAUCAACUUACUUUUUUUCAAAUGGUUUGAAUCCCGCGAUAUCUUCCAAGAUUCCAUUAUUAUUAAAACAAACGGAUGAAUUAACAGACAUUCGAUCAGAAUCGAGGGAUUUAUCACUCGGUUCCUGGGAUGGGUUAAAUGGAAUGAUGCAUUUAAAAUAUCAUUAUUCAUCAGUAAAUCAAUUUGCGAAUCAUUUAUCAAAGGAUACAAAUUUAAGCGACGAAGAACACAAGUUAAAAAUCAUUAAAUAUUUAAAAGAGUCUGAAAACUGUAAAACUCUCGCUACUAAUCGAAGAUUUUUCGCGAUAAAAACCACACAUAAAAAAAAUAGACAUACAUUAGAUAAUAACUCUUGCAAUUAA
Funneliformis caledonium is the source of this 1017-nucleotide messenger RNA. The record is from the annotation of a GenBank genome assembly. NCBI's taxonomy places the organism in Eukaryota, Fungi, Glomeromycota, Glomeromycetes, Glomerales, Glomeraceae.